This is a messenger RNA of Porites lobata, 6738 nucleotides long. Lineage: Eukaryota; Metazoa; Cnidaria; Anthozoa; Scleractinia; Poritidae. The record is from the annotation of a GenBank genome assembly.
GGGAGAGGAAAGCUGUCUGCGAAGAAGAGGGAAAUGUAGUUCUGCUUUAUUCAGUUACCUCUUUUGUUUUGAGGAAUAUCAUGAAAUUGAAAUGACAUUUUUAUUUGCGUGAACAAACGCUUAAAAUAACUAUUUCAUAAUAAGGUUAAGAUAAGAACAACGCAGGCUCGAGCAAGCACAAUGACAUCAUUCCCGGAAAGGUGCAAUAUGGCGGACGACAAUCUUGUAGUCUAAGUUCGCCUGUUACUGUUUGGUUCAUCACAAGCUGGCUAAAUGGCGUCGUUUCAAAAGACAUUUAGAAAGAGCGGUAGCCGUAAGUUUAACUCAUUUCUUUUUCCUUCUGCACACUAUUCAACCGAAAAGAUAGAUUUCCUCUAUUUCAUGGUUUCACGUACAGACAAUCGUCAAUCUAAAUAUGCACGAAUUUGCUGACCGUCUUCCAUUCGCUAUCAAAAUAUUUUUUUGCAUAGCUUUAGUACGGCCAAUAAAACUAUUAGCUUACAACAAUGUAAUAUAAGAUAGGAGGUUUAUGACAUUUGACGUUCUCGGUUAAUCGAAGAUUUGAUGUUUUAUUUGGUUCCAUCCAUUUCACAGAUCAUGCGGAGUUUCAUUCGCUACAAGGGGUGGAAAUUAAAAUCGGAGAAAAGUUCAGACCACCGAAAAAGGUAAAGUAUGAAAAGAUCUUGUUCUUAAAUCUUUCCUUUCCAUUAUUUUUUCUCUAUCUAAGCUACUUAAUUCAAGCUUAUUUAUCAUGUACAAUAGGUGGCUUUGUUUUUAACAGAACUUUCUUGAAUCGAUCCCCAGGUGUAUCUUUCUAUUAUCAAUAAUGUAUUACAGUUAUUUACAAGGUUAUAGACAGGAAUUUUUAAUGGCAAGGACUUACACAGGCAUGUUGCUUAGGUUUCAGUUUUGCAAUGGGAGCUACUCCGACGUGGGCUCUUGAAAUUGCGCUAGGGGUCACCCCUUUACUGCCUUUGAGUUUCGGCCAUUGACAAAACUUGGAUAGGAUCAGAUCAGAUCCAGCCGUGAACCCUUAAUAUUGUUGUUGACAGAGUUACAGGGGUUGAUCCAGUGUGGUCAAAUCCAAGUUUUGUUGUUGCCUUUUGAGUUAGCCAUUUAUUUUUUGUCUCUGAAUGUGGCAAUGAACACUCAGGGCUGUUGCUAAGAUUUUAAGAUACCAGGUUUAUGCAAUUAGUAGGGAAUUAAACAGCUUGGAUGUUUUGUUUUUUCGUUCAUUUUCCCUUUUGUUUCUUAUGAAAGUAGCCAGGAGUUACCCUUGUAGUAGUUGGAGGAAAUCCCUAGGCCCCCAGCCCCUGCAUGACAGCCCUGAACAUUAACACAUAUAAUAUGUGCAUUUGUAUAAUAAUACAUAAUGUAAAACUAUUUUCAGGUAACUCUGCCUGUUGGAUGGCAACAGAAAGAUCCCUCAGGUGUACUAAGUUUAACGGUAAGUUGACAUAAAUGUUUUUUAAAUGGAGAAUAAAGCUUUCUUUAAUUUUAGACUGUAGUUGACAAUGUGGACAGAUUGUAGAUAACAACAAUAACACUUUAGAAUAGAGAAAGGUUUAAUUCUUUUAUUUUUAGUUUUGUAAGCCCACUUAAAGAUAUUCUCAAUCUGUAAUGUUUGACAGUAUUUACACUGUAUGUUUGCUGGUUAUAGGAGCUGACUUGACUUCAACUCAAUAUUAUACACUAUCUUUAUGGUCUUUUUUAGUAUGACUUCAGCCGUGAAGAAGAUGUUGUUUCCAAGUCUGAGGCACUAAAGGCCUCAAAACAGGAACAGCCAGAAAUUUCUUCCACCGAAGCUCAAGUUACAAGUGCAUCUGUGGACACUACAGAUACAGCCACAAAUCAUAACUCAGUUUUUUCUAAUGUUGGAAGUGAAAUCCUUCAACCUGUUGUGGCUCCUGGAUUAGGACAUAAGAAGAAAGACAGUUUUGGUGGGAAAGGCAAAAACGCAUUUGAUAUUUCGGACUUUGAAGGUGAUACUUCAACUCCAUUUGAGCUAGUAGAAUUACAGACAAUAAAUGACAUGGAUGAACUUAAGAAUGUCCUUCAACCCAAUGCUUUACCAGCAACUACAUCAGAAAAUUCAGCACCCAGGAUGGCUUCUCCUUUGGCAAGUAUAAACAAUGUAUCUCCAACAAACAACGUGUCUCCCUCAGGGAAUUCAUUAGUUGAUAUUUCUAGUCUUCAUAUCGCUAGUGAGGCUACAGCAUCUCUUUCUUCUAGAGGCAUGCCUGCGACUAAUGUUGGUACAGAGGCAAGUUCAAUAUUGGUGGAUAUUGGAGAUUCACAACCAACUAGUGUAGCUCCUGCAGCUGCAGUUCCUGCAAGUAAUACUUUUCAAAAUACUUCAUUAUCCAAUACAAACAGACCUUUUUCAAGAGGAGGGUUGUUGCCACCUAUUGGUCAGAGUUUUCCUUCACCAGUUCCUCAACAACAGCAAGGACAACAAACAUUACCAAUGCCUGUAUAUAGUAGUACAACUAGUAGUUCACUACCAGGAGGAAUAAAUAGCUUUCCAAGUAGUGUUGCUCCUAGCCAAGGACAGUAUCCAGGCAUGAAUAGCUGGAAUAGCAACACACAAUACAAACAAUAUGGUGCACCUACUACUAUAGAUCAACAGUGGAAUAUGCCAAGAUCUCCCGAAGUCCAGGUUGGUUUGGUUGUGUGUCUGUUAGCUGGAAUAUUUAAUAUUUUCAUAACCUCACAUGUCUAUGAUAAUGUAGCUGAACUUUCUAGUAUUGGUAAUGAUCCAGAAUAUUUGCAGUCAAGGUUCAGAUGAUGACGCUUGCUGAGGCAUAAUGGAGGUCAUUAUUUUCAAUCUCUUGCUAGAGACAGGACAGUCUGCAAUCACCCCUCCCCCCUCUCCUCUUCUCUACGGGUGACUUGGUUCUAGGUCUUAUGAAUUCUGCUAGUGCAAACACAGCAAAGAGGGUUAAUUAACAUAGAAACAAAAGGCUUAAAUUUUGCAUCUUAACAUCUGUUUGAACCCUGACGUUUUCAACAUUAAGUUGGAAGUAACAAGUGUGAGUAUUUUGCCGUCAUUUUCAGAUACCCGGAGGUCUCUUUCCUUCUCCUUUGCCACCUAUUGGAAAGCCAUGUGAUGAAACUCUUAGCAGGCAAACCUCUUGUCAAUCCUCUCUGGCUGAUCCCUGGCCUGUCCUAACAGAUAAGGAACAAUCUUAUGCCAGUACUAUUAUUAGCAUGGGUUUCCCAGCUCCUCGGGUGGCUAGAGCUGUACAGAGACUUGGAACUAAUGAUAAGGAGGUAAGCAGGCAAACAGGGAGUGAGGAUUGAGCACAGGCAACAGGAAAGUAAACGAAUGAAAAGAACCAAACAGAGUAUUGGAAAUGAAGUUACUGAGAGCUGGGCUGGGAUUCCAGUUGGUUUUGUUCCCAUUUUUCAUUUUCCCAUUCCCUGUGCUUGUUCCCCUUUUUAGCGACAUGGUCAGGUACAAUAAGACAGUUUCAGCAACUAGUCUCGAUGUGAAUUGAGGUGUGUGGUACAGUGGAACCUGGAUUUAACGAACCUCAAUAUAACAAAGUCCUCGAUAUAACAAACGAUUUUAUUUAGCCCGGAAAUAGGAAAAUAUAUGAAAAAGAACCUUGAUAUAACAAAAUCUCUUUAUAGUGAACAAGUUUUGUCAGUCCCUUUGCCCUUCGUUAAUCCAGGUUCUACUGUAAGUGGUACUGUCGAUAGUAAAAUACCCUCGCCCUCACACUUAAGAAGUGAAGACAGAAAAGUAAUGUUAUUAUGAUAGGUAUCUUCACAGACAAUGAUUAAUUUAAGCAACUAAACCAUCAAUUGUGUGUUUGUUUGUUUGUUUUUUUGUUUGCCUGUAUGUAUCAUUUUGGAAAGAACUAAUAAUUUAUUGUUUAUACAAAACAUUAGAAUAAAAAGGAAAUUUCCACAGGCAACAAACAUUCACGCUGUAAUGCAUCUCAACAGUCACCAUCAGCGUCAUUGAGUGGUCUUGAUUCAAGGUUUCUGAUACUGAAAUAUUGGACUGUACAUAUGAGACUCAAAUAAUAGUAAUUUAUUGUAAUAAUUUAUUGUAUCUCAUUCUUCAGAAUAAAUUGUAGAAAUUAUUUUAGUUCACUUGAAUGGGACUGUACAAGUGUUUUAAAAGUUUUUGGUUUAUUGAUACAACACAAAUAUAAAUAUCAUACUUACCAAACUAUUGACUGAUCAAACAAUUUUUGGGGGGAUGGAGGAGGGGGGGGGGUUGAGGGAUGUGGUUUAAGAAGGCAGAUCCCUCCAUAGGGGUGGAAGUAGGGUGCUGGAGUGGGGUGUGGUUGGGGGUGGAUAGAGUCAAUGAAUUUACAAAUUACUGUAGAAUUUUGGUACAACAUUUAUGAAAACAAUUUUGAGAAUCUUAAAAGAACUUCCUUAGUCCAAUUUCUCACUGUGCAUCUAAGGUAUGAGAAACACAGCAGCCUGAAAUUUCUACUAUCUUGCAGGUGUUUGAAUUUCUAAUUACCGUAAAUGAACUGUGUGAACAAAACUACCCAGCUGACUCUGUGGAAGUUGCUCUUGUAUUUAACUCAGAAAAAGCUAAGGUAAUGUUUUACAUUUGUUGAUUUGUAACAGAUGAAUUCCUUAUACUUUUCAGUCAAAUUGGCUGUAAUGCACUUAUACUGUAGCAGUUUUGGGUCUUUCUGGCAGAAAACAUGUAAAAAAGCUGACAUAAUUUUUCUUUACACAUAAUAAUAGUGAAAACUGUGUUGAUUUUAAAAUUUAUCUUAUGUUAUUGUAGGCAGUGGAAUUUCUUGAGUUGGUGAAAACUUUUAAAGAAUAUGGUUUCAAAGAGGAAAAUAUUCAUGAAAGCUUAAAAGCUGCUGAUAAUGAUAGAGAAAAGGCUCUGGAGUAUCUAAUGACACUAUCUUCUACAUAACAACUUCUGCUGAAUGGAUUGUACAGCUGCUGGAGGUAAUGAAUGUAUGAAUGUGUUAUUCUAGAAAAGAAAAAAAAACUAGUUUGUACAAGUUUACACAUGCAGCAAGGAUGACAAAAAAAAAGAACAGCCACAACAAUAACAAGUAAAGAUUGAUUAUCAUUAGAUGAGAAACCUUUCUCCUUGUAAUACAUGUAUUUAAACUGAAACUGUAGACUGUUCACAUGUCUCUGUUGUUUUUUUUUGCGUAAGAUUUUCAGGAUGGAGCGCUUGGUUCACUUACGUACCUAGGGAUGGGCAUCAGGGUUUAUCCAAGAUGCUGCCCAUAACACAAAGCACUUGAUCUUGACGAUCUUACUGGAAAAUAGGAGACUGUGAACAGUCUACGGAAACAGGUGUUUUAGUUACUGUAUUUACAUUGACAAAAUAUAAUCCUAGUCAGUUUAAAUUAGAAGGGGUGGGGGAUAUUAAUGCGUAACUGCUUGUUACUUCAUACUUCAACAAACUUCAGUGGUGGCUCAGUUUUCAUCUAGCUGUAACAACAAGGUUUUUUCUUUUUUUUUCCCAGGAAGACAGUUCACCUGGAUUUUACCAGCGGGGAGAAAAAUUUAAGAUGCAUUGUUGCUAAAAAUAAUAAUACUCUAAAAGACUAUGUAAUAAUAAUUAUGGUUAUACAUACAUGUAAUACAUGUACAUAAUCAGCUGACCUUAUGGCAAGAUGCAGUGCACUGUGUUUUCUUGUACCACAUCAGUCAAUUACAAAUGUGCUGAUGUUAUGGAAGGCUUCAUUUGCUUGUGCCCUUGAAGGCAGAGUGAUAUAGUGUUCAAGAAUGAAGGUUGUUGCACCUUUCCUGCCACUUAGACCUUGUUUCAAAUCUAAGGCAGGAAAUUCCACUUUUCUCUUUUUCUAUAGGAAAGACAAAAACGCAAAAACAGCUAGAGAGAGACUAAAAAAACGCUACCGAUGUCUGUUGGUAAACCCAGCUAAAUUACUCAAAGAUAACCUUCCACUUUGAAAAGAAGGACUCUGCAAUAAGGUCUUACUUCUGUUCACACAAGUGAUCUCCUUAAGGUUGUAAGGCAAGCUGGUAGAUCUCAGAUCUUGAGAGGCAAGGCUGUAACAUUAGUGACAAGUCCUGUACUUAGUGAAUGGUUUAGGUUGUCCUAUUUUAGUUUUUGUGACACCCGAACUUUUUUCUUUAAAGUUUCCUUGGUAGUUGUUAUAAAAGUUUUGACCCAUUGCAAUGUUGCAAGUGUUUUGAACAACAGGUGGACAUCUAGACUGAUUAGCAAAUCUCAAUUUUAUUUUAAUUUUAUGAGACAGUACAUCCAUGGGGCAAAUAAAAGCUUUGAAGUGAUGGUUUCACAUUAAAUACAGGCAUGUACCUAGGCUGGCUCGUUUCUGAGGCCGCGGAGUUCAUUUCAGCUGCUUUUCUUAAGUGUGUCAUUUUUGUUGAUAUUUUUGAGGCUCUUCGAUCGUUUUGGUAACGACUCCACUCUCUUUCCACCUUAAGUUUUGCAGCUCCACCGUGCGUUUAUUCAAUUCUGGGGGGCACCCAACGAGAAUAUAGCUCAAAACCACUUAAACAUUGUAUUUUACAACGUAUUUUAGUAUUUAAACGGUAGAUAUAGGCAUAUUCUCAUCCCCCAAAUUUUGUUAUCUGUUCGGAUUUCCCAGCUGACAGUCUAGUGAUCCGAAAAUUAUAGUGAUCAAAACUUAUCUUUUCGAAAAUUUCAGCCAGAACAAAGCCUCCCGAAAAUUCUAGGUGACCUUUUUACGGUAAAAAUCCGUUAAGAAUGGGCAAUUAUACCAUUUUUUAGAUGUUCGAAAAUCCUAG